GCACAGCUCAAACUGAAGUGUUCAUUUUGAAUAGCACGACACUGCUCCUGGCACAUUUUAAACCAGAACUCACCAGUAUGGGAAGGAUGAUUAUUUUAUGUAUACUUUUCUUGAGUUCCAGCAUGGCACUGACUGCAGCUCCAUACAAAACAGCAAAAUACAAACAGCUUCUGAAGACAAUUAAACUGUUAGAAACCUCAGUGAAAGUUAAGGAUGUUGAACUGCUGCAUACACCAGAAAACCCUGUGGAUGGAUGCAUCUUCACAGCUGUGACCUGCUUCCAGAAGGGCACACUGAAAUUACAACCAGAAAACAGCCAAGUAAAUUCUACAUUUAUCCAAACCAUUAAAAUCUUGAAAAGAUUUUCCUUCAGUGACCCUGGAAAGGUAAGAUUUCCUCACAAUGCUCACAAUCCUGAUCACUGCUCCUUAUCUUCCCUAACAGACACCACGUGCAAUGGUGGAACUGUAGAGAGUAAACUUGGUAGAAAAAGUUAUGUGUCUUUCAUUACCUUGGAAAUUAAAAAUGUUCAAUUUUCUGCGCUUCUGGAAGAGGCAUUCAUACUGAUCCUAUCAGUCAACUGCACGUAUGUACUGGGCAGCCACAUGAUGUGCCAGACAAAAGGACAGGGAUUACUGCAAAAAAUGAGUGACAUGAUUCUCUUUAUCUUCCAGCCAUGCGAGUCUUCAUGUGAAUCUUAUGAGAAAAAAAACCCCAAGGAGUUUUUGACGAGCUUUGCAAAACUAAUCAAAAAGGUAAUCACAGUUGAAUCCUCUUGGGUGCUUUUUGACAUUUUGCAAACAAACAGAGGUAUCUUACUUUACAUUAUUUCUGACAAUGCAUUGUUUUUGCAGUUAUUCAAGGAUUAACACAGGACACACCAGAGCUGAAGACUACUGAAAAUCUACUAUUUAAAGCAGACACUAUGCUAUUUAAGACAACAUGAAAAAUGUAAAUAUUUUGUGUUGAUACUGUGCUAUGCUCUGUAUGUGUUGUGCAUGAAAUCUUCACCCAAAAUAUUAAGCAGUCUCAUUUGGGUAGCCACUCAAAUGGCAGAUGGUGCUUUGAAAGUGACUCUAGCCUCACUUUGCAGUGAAAAUUAAAUUGUCA
Messenger RNA from Neopsephotus bourkii (Bourke's parrot), 1110 nucleotides. RefSeq lists its product as uncharacterized. Gene Ontology annotation, biological process: positive regulation of natural killer cell mediated cytotoxicity; immune response. Gene Ontology annotation, molecular function: cytokine receptor binding. Lineage: Eukaryota; Metazoa; Chordata; Aves; Psittaciformes; Psittacidae. The coding region runs from base 78 to 869 and encodes 263 amino acids. The transcript is spliced from 4 exons. Gene Ontology annotation, cellular component: extracellular region. The record is from RefSeq and is a predicted model, not a curated record.